This is a messenger RNA of Cucurbitaria berberidis CBS 394.84, 2203 nucleotides long. RefSeq lists its product as uncharacterized. Gene Ontology annotation, cellular component: mitochondrion. The coding region runs from base 211 to 1893 and encodes 560 amino acids. The record is from RefSeq and is a predicted model, not a curated record. Lineage: Eukaryota; Fungi; Ascomycota; Dothideomycetes; Pleosporales; Cucurbitariaceae. The transcript has 4 exons.
CGCAACAUUGUAGAGGAAAAGAUACUCAUCUUGUAUGAUACAUGAAAUAGGAAUCAGUCAUGCGAAGAACAAGGUUGAACAGGACGAUGAGUGACGAGCAGGGUGUAGCGCCAAGGCGCCAAUCCGUAUACGGCGCAAGCGGAUUUGAGCUUCAUCAUCGCAGAGCUCCGGCGGUUGGACAUCUCAACCCGACAACCCACCCCUCACACGAUGCAGUCACUUCGCAGGACAACAGUGGCUGCUGCCCGGACCGGCCGAACCAACCUCUCGCGCCAGCCGCGUCGAUAUGCGCACGAUACGCACGCUCAUGGCCACGGCCACGGACCCGUCAAUGAGCCCAUGGGGCGGGGCUUUUGGGGCACGAUUGCCGUGAUCCCGACCGGGUGGGCAAUUUAUGCCAUUUCGCGAACCAACAGCGACAACACAGAACCUUUCUUUACCCGCAUGAUCGCCAAGUACACGGAAGCGCAGGAGCGGUGGGCGAGGAGUAAUGAUAUACACGUUCGUCUGAUUGAGCAGGCGGGUGAGGAUCGAGUGCUCUUCAUGAACUCAAGGCCGCAGGAGUAUGUGGACAUGAAGUUCCCCGAGAUUAUGAACGUCGGAUCACCAUACAACGUACCAGCCGGCAGCCAGGUCCCAAUGGACCAAGUCAUCGCAAAAUACAAGAAGCUCGCAUACGAAGAGAACGAGCGCAAGCUCGAGGUACUCAGGAACAACGAGAUCAAGUCCGAGCAGCCCUUUGAGGGAAAGGAGCGCAUUCGAAAGGCGCCUGAUAUCCGCGUAAACAUCCAACUCUUUCUACCGCACAUCUGCAUUGCUUGUUCUUUCGCGCACAUAUCUCUGAACCACAAUUGGACGAGCUUCAAUGCUAACGCUGGAGAACCAAAAAUAGCACCGCUGCUCCCCGAGCUCAGUUUCACCACGCGCGAGGAGAAUGUCAUGAACGGCUCUGCAUGGACCUCAGACGACCCGCUGCAUACCGCAAACGCAAUCCCCCCUCGAUCAGCCAUCGCCGCUGCCAUGCCUGCCUACACAUCCUCUCGCAACGUAUCCGGACCUCUAGCCGUCGAGACAGCCGUCAUGGCCGGCGAUCCAAACGCAACCUCACCAUGGGCCCGCCCCAACCCACACAGCAUCCCGAAUUCCAAGACGUCGCAAUACAUUGAUAAGAUCACAUCAGAGAACGACCGACUGCGGAGAGAAUUGACAGCAGAGAAGCUCGCCAGAGAGGAUGAAACCAAGCGAGUGUCGGCCGCACGAUCCAAAGCCGAAGACUCCCGCGCCGAGUUCCAGCAUCUCCAAGUGCUCGCCGACACCAAUGCGAGAGCGAUAGAGCGGAAGGACCGGAAGCUGGACGAGCUGAAGGCUACACUCGAGGCCGAAGCUAAGAGGAGGAGGGUUGCCGAGCAACGGGCCGAAGAAGCGCUGAAGAUGCUGGGAGACACACGUUCAGAAACACAGAGGCAGCUCUCGCAGGCGUACGAAAUGAAGGGCCUAGCAGAGACACAACUCGAAACAGCGAGGGAUGGAUUCAAGCGCAUUACCGACGGCUAUGAGAAGAAGAUCAGGCACAUCAACGAGGCGCUACAUGAGCUACGGAAACAGCGGAUCGAGGACGCAGACAAGAUCAAACGGCAAGCCAUCAUCAGUGACCAGUUACACCAUGAAAUGACGAGGACGACACGGUCCGAGGACAGAAUGACAGACAUGAUGGCUGCCUACAAGAGGGAGCACCGCAAAGAGAUGGACGCCCUCCUGCAGGAAGCACAACGACUACGACUCGCUCUGCCAGAGAAAGAGAGGGAGGCACAGAGGCUCACUGACGAUAUGAAAGAAACACGCGACAAGAUGCGGUGGGUAAUGACCCAACAGCGGCAGCAAACGGGCAGCUGAACCUAGUGCAUCCCGCACAUUCUACGACUUUUAAUGAUCAAUGUUUUUUGGGUUAGAAGGCAAUCUGUACCAUAUCUGGAUCUGGCGUUGGAAUUGGACACUCAUCCCCUUAGCAUUCUGGGACGAGUAGGCGCCAUCUGGGCAUCAUCAAGGGCUAGCAGGGCUUGCGUCCGGCAUGUCUGUCUGUUUCUCUUGCGAGCUUGCGGUAUUGAACUGCUCGAGACACCAGUCUCACCCCGACAAAUGUAUCUUCUCAUCCGCACUGUAGAUGACGAUCAUAAUAUUGCAUGUUUUUUCAUCGAUGACCUCC